This is a messenger RNA of Glossina fuscipes, 1230 nucleotides long. RefSeq names its product proteasome subunit alpha type-7-1. Gene Ontology annotation, cellular component: proteasome core complex, alpha-subunit complex; proteasome core complex; nucleus. Gene Ontology annotation, biological process: ubiquitin-dependent protein catabolic process. The coding region runs from base 98 to 844 and encodes 248 amino acids. The record is from RefSeq and is a predicted model, not a curated record. The transcript has 3 exons. NCBI's taxonomy places the organism in Eukaryota, Metazoa, Arthropoda, Insecta, Diptera, Glossinidae.
GGCUGACAAACAAUUUUUGUAUUUCUGCAAAUAAUCGUGGAUAAUUUAAGCGGCUUAAAAAGUAACAUUCUCUUAAAUCUAUUAAAAACUAAUAAGAAUGUCGCGUUAUGAUCGAGCUGUCACCAUAUUUUCACCAGAUGGACAUUUACUUCAGGUAGAAUAUGCUCAGGAAGCAGUACGUAAAGGUUCAACAGCGGUGGGUGUUAGAGGAGCUAAUUGCGUAGUAUUGGGGGUGGAAAAGCGAUCGGUAGCUCAAUUACAAGAAGAACGCACUGUACGAAAAAUUUGCGCUUUAGAUGAUCAUGUUGUAAUGGCUUUCGCAGGCCUGACUGCAGAUGCUCGUGUUCUGAUUAAUCGUGCACAAGUCGAAUGUCAAAGUCAUAAAUUAAACGUUGAGGAUCCCGUUACUCUGGAAUACAUCACAAGGUACAUUGCUCAACUGAAGCAAAAAUACACCCAAAGCAAUGGACGUCGUCCUUUUGGUAUAUCUUGCCUAAUCGGUGGUUUUGAUUACGACGGUACUUCUCAUUUAUAUCAAACUGAACCUUCAGGCAUUUAUUAUGAGUGGAAGGCUAAUGCUACCGGACGUUCGGCCAAAACUGUGCGGGAAUUCCUAGAAAAGCAUUACACUGAUGAAGAAGUUGCUGAAGAGAAGGGUGCCGUUAAAUUAGCGAUUAAAGCUUUGCUUGAGGUAGCUCAAACCGGUCAGAAAAACUUAGAAAUUGCUGUUAUGGAGAAGAAUAAGCCUCUGAAAAUGCUCGAUACCCAAACAAUUGAGAAAUACGUGGCUAUUAUCGAAAAAGAGAAGGAAGAAGAAAUCGAGAAAAAAAAACAGAAAAAAUAAGACCAACAGCGGGUAGAGGUCAGAUUAGCUUUUAUAAAAAUAUUUAAAUUUCUUAUUUUUGGAGGUAGAAGAUGUAGUUUCUACUUCAGCCCGAUAUGUAAACAACAUUACAAAUAAAAUCAAACUUCGUUGCCGAAGAUCAACUUAAGAACGCGUGGUAUUUUGCACACUUUUAGCUAUGUUUCGUUUAUUUAUUUUUUUUAUUUAAUUUUCUUAUAUAACUUAAUCUGAUUCACUUAUAAAUUGCUGCUCAAUAUUAACAAAUUGUUACAGUUCUACAAAAUAUAUUUCGUAUGUGGACACAGUUGUUUCUUUACUUAUAGGUUAAACAAACAUAGGUUUGAAUUUUAAUAAAUUAAAAACGAAUUGACACAAUUACAUAAAUA